Messenger RNA from Leptopilina heterotoma, 1442 nucleotides. RefSeq lists its product as uncharacterized. Bases 338 to 1339 code for a protein of 333 amino acids. The record is from RefSeq and is a predicted model, not a curated record. Gene Ontology annotation, cellular component: axoneme. Gene Ontology annotation, molecular function: microtubule binding. The transcript has 4 exons. Lineage: Eukaryota; Metazoa; Arthropoda; Insecta; Hymenoptera; Figitidae. Gene Ontology annotation, biological process: regulation of cytoskeleton organization.
ACAGUUUUGCUUGCAAUUUUGACAACUUAUGGAAGCUGCCAUUUUGAAUUUUCCUCUUCAAAUUUUGCUCAAAAGACGUCUCUAGUUUCGCAAUUGGCGCCUAAAUUUGAAAUUAAAAAAAAAGAAGAAACGAUUAAUUUUCAUCUCUUUCUGUGCAAAUUCAUUUAAUUCAAUUCAUUCAAUUGAAGAAAUUUUCUAAAAUUAACAAAUCUAAAUUGACAUGUGAAACUGACACACAAUAUUUGUAAAUUAAUAUAUUACACAUUAAAACUAAUGACUUUAAAAAAAUAUGUUAGACGUUUUAACCAAUUUUCUGAAUUAUAAUUAAAAAAAAAAUAUGGAAGAGUGUAAUUUUGCCUUUGACAGAGAAAAAAAGCAAACUAUAGAAAAUUAUCAAGAUGGAAAUUAUCAUAUCCUGUAUCGUUGGUUGGAUAAAAUUCCAUUUUCUAAACGACCGAAAACUUUAGCUCGCGAUUUUUCCGACGGUGUUUUAAUGGCCGAAUUAUUAAAAUUACACUAUCCUCAAUUACUUGAAAUUUACAAUUGCAUACCAACAAAUAAUGUUAGUAAAAAAAAGGACAAUUGGAAUACAUUGAAUCGAAAAGUAUUCACAAAAAUUAAUUUAACAUUAAGCAACAAUACUAUUAGUCAAUUAGCGAAUUGCCAGCAUGGAACAAUUGAGAAAUUACUAUUUUCUCUGCUCGAUCAAGUUACUAAUGAUAAUUAUUCUUCACGAGUUCAUGAACCAGAAAUUGAAAUUAUCGAAAGUGUUCAUGUUGAGGACACAGAGACAGAGGAUGUAUGUCAGGAACCAGCGAAAAUUGCUUCGAAAAUUCCGAAAUUAUUGAAAAAGGAGAAAUUCUACUCAUUUUUCUCGAAAGCAUGCUCGAAAGUGGGGAAAAAUAUUUUUAAUCAUCUCAUGACUUUUUUAAUGCAGGCCUCUUGUAUUUGGCGAUGGUUCGUCAAUUUGCAGAUAAUAAAGGGAGACAUGGAGAUUGAAAAUAAGUACCUGAAUGGAAAUAAUUACUUUUACGAAACCAGAAGUGAAACACAUUUCAAUGAAGAAAUUGAAGACCCUGCGGCUCGUUGGGCUUAUGAGCAAUUAGUUGAAGAAAUUCGAGAGAAAGAGGAUAUAAUUACAACUCUAAAUCACAAGGUUGCAUAUCUCGAGGGAACGAUGAGACAGAAAGAUUUAAGAAUUGCAAAUUUGAUGAUCCAAGUCACCAAUGAAUCACUGGAAGUUCCGUCGAAUUUAAAAAAACACUCUUCCAUUUACGGAUCCAUGAAAUUGAGACCGAAAACACAUAAUUCACAAUUUACAAAUUCACACAAAAAUUGAAUUUUUUUUCCCAACAAACUAAAAUUUUUAUUAAGAAAUACUUUCUAAAGUUUUGCUAUUAGAAUAUUUUUUUAAAAUUUCUUUACAAAACUGUCUUUUUGAU